This is a messenger RNA of Galeopterus variegatus (Sunda flying lemur), 1783 nucleotides long. RefSeq names its product anomalous homeobox (gene ANHX). The transcript is spliced from 8 exons. Gene Ontology annotation, cellular component: transcription regulator complex; nucleus. The record is from RefSeq and is a predicted model, not a curated record. NCBI's taxonomy places the organism in Eukaryota, Metazoa, Chordata, Mammalia, Dermoptera, Cynocephalidae. Gene Ontology annotation, molecular function: RNA polymerase II cis-regulatory region sequence-specific DNA binding; DNA-binding transcription factor activity, RNA polymerase II-specific. Gene Ontology annotation, biological process: regulation of transcription by RNA polymerase II. The coding region runs from base 126 to 1244 and encodes 372 amino acids.
UGGGGUGUGUGUCCAUGUGUGUGAUUACAAACCUUGAAAAAUGUAAAACUGAUUCUAAGCCCAUGGCCAUAGAAACAGCUGGUGGCUGAAUUCGCCCUCCUGCCCUAGGGGACCCCCAGGGGCUGAUGAGUGAGCAGCAGCAGGACUCCAGUCCGGUCCCGUGGCCAAGGAACCCGCCGCCCCCCUCCCUCUGCCCGGAGGGCCCGAAGAGCCGUAACUUCCCCGGAGAGGUUCGCCAGAAGCUGCACGCCUUCGCCUCGGGCGUGACCGCCAGCCCCAGCAAGGAGCAGCGGGAUAACUUGGCUUUGGAGACGAGCUUGACCACUGAGCAGGUGUACAACUGGUUUGCCAAUUACCGGCGGCGCCAAAGAACCAUUUUCCAGCGCAUGGAGCCAGCCCAACAGGCCACCUCAGAAGACCCCAGUGCAAGGCAGAGGGGUCCUGAUCCCCUGCACUCCUCGGGCGAUCCUCAUGUUGACCCUGGGUUUGCGGACAGACCUCAGUGGUCAGCAGGAGGUGAGGAAAAUAGACCUCCAAAGUCCCCCGAGAACACCCCAGGACUGUGGGAGCUGCAGGCCCUGGCCCCAGACGUUCCUAGAGAUGAGACAAUCUCAAAGCCACUGGCUCCCAGGUCUCUACAGUGUGGGGAGAUGUACCAGGAGGGGCCUGGCCAUGAUCCUGCCACCCUCCCCCUCAUUUGCCCUGGCCCUCGCCUCUGCCCUCUGGCUGCCAGCAGUAACACGAUGGAUCCCUCUCUGGCUGCACCUGAAUCGUGCCUGAUGUCCCUUGCAAUGGCAUCCUCCAAGGAAGUUUCCUUCCAGACGGGGCAACUGGCCCAUCAUCAUGGGCUGGACUACAUGAUGCGCCCUGCAGACGCCACUGUGUCAGUGUCCUUCGCCACCCUCGGUGAUCCCAGGCCUACAGGAUUUGCUGACCCGCCCAGUGGCCAUCCCCAGAGCAUGUACCUGGAGGAGUGUCCAGGCACAAGUGGAGAACGAGCAGAUCUACAGUCGGGUGACUUCCUGGUGACACAGCCCCCGCUGCAGGCUCCUGACCUCAUCCUCACCCAGAGUCCCCUAGAGCUGGCGCCAGGCCCAUCCACCUUCCAGGGCUCAGGGUCUGCCAUGGAGCUGGGCCAGCCCCUGCCCUCCAGCAAGGUGCAGUGGCCUGAUGGCCAGGUCUCCUGUGAUGCCUUCUGGGGAGCCAGGAUGCUCCUUGAGUUUUCAGGGGGCAGCCUGGGCUGAGUUGUACCCCAGGAGCCAGCCCAGAACCUCAACAGAAGCAGGUGUGGACUGUCCAGCUGUUCAACACAAGUUACAGAGCUUUAUCCUGAAUAAAAAAUGAGGUCCCCAGAGUUCCCUGAGGGGUUCUGCCGAGAAGCACUGAGGGCCUCUUGGCUUGCUGGCAUGUUCAAAUAGUUUGGUGGGCAGCUCCCUGUACUGCAGGGAGCAUUUGAGAAAUGUUCAUGAGAGCAGACGUCAAAGGUUAGUAUGUCCUGUGGGGGCAGCGAUGGAUUGGAGCUAAACUCUGGUGCAAGAUGUGUGCAGGGAAGGACUUUCUGGGGAGAGGAGAGUGUUCCAGUGCUGGUGGCCUUCCCACCUGCCCUGCGCCCAGUUACUGUGGGAGUGAGAUGUGGCAGGUGUUCUGACAUUUCUGUGUUUGUGGGGCUUCUCCCUUGAGUGCUGAGAGACAGUCCCAGGCAGGGCGGAUUUUCCCUUCAGGUUGUAAUUCAUGUUUGUGACACAAAUGUUUCAAUUUAAUUAAAGUUUAAUGUUUUGAACUC